UUGUAUAUUUUGUCAUCGAAGACAAUAUUGUCAGCUAAAGGCGCAUGUGGAGCAGGAAUGGGUUAAAUCACGUGAGCGCCUGCGAACUUGUCCAUAAAGAAGUGCAAUUUGAAGAGAACAAAGAAAUCUGCAAGUAUAAAAUCCCCCGCGAGAUAUUUCCCGUCAUUCACAGACUCCAGCGCGCCGUCCGUCUCCCGCUCUCAGUCUGCGGGCUGGAUGCACACGGACAGUCCGCUAGAUCACACGGACCGUCAGCAAGAUCUCUAAACAUGAUGGGUCCACAGCUCUUCUGUAGCAUCCUUGCUCUGCAUUUCCUGCACUACGCUUAUUCGGUGCCGCUAACCGCGGGAAAAACUACCAACAGGUACAGGGAGGCGAGCUGGCACCUGAAGACCUCUCACUCAAGCCUGAGGAGAGGCCGGCUGCCCCCCCCCCAGGACACACUGCAGGAAGUCCACAGCUCUCUGGAGAAGGCCCUUCCUGUCAACGGGACGGGGCAGUUGAAGCGUCCACGCUGUGGCGUCCCCGACCCCCCCGCCUCACCCCUCCCAAAGACGCGCUCCGGAGGACAGCAGAGACGCAAGCGCUUUGUCCUGUUCGGGGGACGUUGGGAGAAGACACACCUGACCUACAAGGUGGUGCGUUUCCCCUGGCAGAUGACCCAGGACAAGGUGCGUCGUGUACUACAGGAGGCGCUGCGCGUGUGGAGUGACGUCACUCCCCUCACCUUCGCAGAGGUGGACAGCGGGGAGGCCGACAUCAUCAUCGAUUUCAACAGGUACUGGCACGGCGACAACCUGCCCUUCGAUGGCCCGGGGGGGGUUCUGGCCCACGCCUACUUCCCCCGGACACACAGGCAGGGAGACAUACACUUCGACUACGACGAGAGCUGGACCGUGGGCAACAGCAUGGGCACAGACCUCCUCCAGGUGGCAGCUCACGAGUUUGGCCACGUCCUGGGUCUGCAGCACUCUCUGGAGCCCGGCGCUGUCAUGUCACCCUUCUACAGCUUCUCCUACCCACUGGAGCUCAGCCACGAUGACAAGCAGGGCAUCCAAUCCCUGUACGGCCCACCCCACCAGGCCCCGCCCCCUAUCAUAGAGACCAAUGAGAUUGACACAGGCGUGCCCAACCCGUGCAGGACUGACUUUGACGCCGUGUCCAUGAUCCGGGGAGAGCUGUUCUUCUUCCAGGCCGGCUACGUGUGGCGUCUCCGAGGCCGGACACUGCAGGCGGGGUACCCUGCCCAGGCCUCCAGACACUGGAGGGGGCUGCCCCAGCGCCUAGACGCUGCCUACGAGGACAACGCUGGGAACAUCUGGUUCUUCCAAGGGGACAGUUACUGGGUGUUUGACGCUGAGAGGAGGAUCACAGGGCCGGACUCUGUGCGGAGUCUGGGGCUGCCGGUGUCGGACCUCCAAGCAGCCCUGAAGUGGGGCGAGGGCGGGGCCCAGAAGGUGUUCCUGUUCCGGGCUGGGGCGUACUGGCUCUUUAGCCCCAUGGAGAACCGUGUGGAGUCCUCCGACCCCAGCAGCAUGGAGGACUGGAGCGGCGCGCCAACGCACAUCGACGCUGCCUUCCAGGACAGACAGGGUUAUGUCCAUUUCCUGCGUGGUCUGCAGUACUGGAAGUUUGACCCUGUGGAGAGGAAGGUUCUGGAAGGAUACCCGCGCUACGUUGGCAUCGAUUUCUUUGGAUGUCCUGCUUCCAUGUACCACUGAGAACACAGCCACCCCUGAUCCCUGCCUCCACAGCCACCCCUGCCUCCCUACCUCCACA
Hypomesus transpacificus is the source of this 1779-nucleotide messenger RNA. RefSeq names its product matrix metallopeptidase 11b (gene mmp11b). Gene Ontology annotation, molecular function: zinc ion binding; metalloendopeptidase activity. Gene Ontology annotation, biological process: extracellular matrix organization; proteolysis; collagen catabolic process. Gene Ontology annotation, cellular component: extracellular matrix. The transcript has 8 exons. The record is from RefSeq and is a predicted model, not a curated record. NCBI's taxonomy places the organism in Eukaryota, Metazoa, Chordata, Actinopteri, Osmeriformes, Osmeridae. Bases 45 to 1721 code for a protein of 558 amino acids.